AAGGAAAUUGCAACAAUUGGGGUUGGUCUAUACCCGUUGUCAUUAGCACUACCUUCAACCUAUUUUUGCUUACACCGCAAACAAAAUCAUGAAGAAUUACGUGGUAGUAUUGAGCACAAAAUUCACGACGUAAUGCUUGGGUAUACACCAUGGAGAGAUUCAGGCUGGUAUUACGGCGGCCCUGUGAACUACUCGUCCUCUUACCCGUCACAACUGUCCACGAACCCGCCGGAUGGCAAGGCGGCAAGCUCCCAAGAUUCGAAAACACCCCUUCGGCAUUCACACCAUUUUCGAAAAAUUUCUCCCAGCAAAGCAGUCCCCCAUAAACAUCGCCACCGCCGCCUCAGUGACAACAGUGAGAAAGUGAGCACGAGUUUCUGGCAAACGGGGGAGGGCUUACACCAAUACGUGGAGAAGACGGUCGUAAACGUCAAGGAAGAGAAGAGGCUUCGCGAGCUUGAAGAUACGGAGAAGAGGAUCCAAACGUUCCAGAGUCUACAGAAGCCAACUCACAUUAGGGUCUGGGAUAACACAGGCAGGAGCUUUCUAAAACCAGUGAGGGAGAGGUUGGAUGGGAACGGUUCGUCGAAGCAUGCGGCAAAAGGUUCGUCAAAGCACUCGGACGGAGAAGAGUCGGACGCCAGUGUGGAGACUGUCUGAACUGGUCUUGUGAACAUAUCGAUCACCUGGAAAGUGUCCCUUGGAUUCAAGCCUUGCGAUAAUCAUUCCCUGGGGGUAUCAAGCUGGACCUACUGUCUUGGGGUCAGCAACAGCAUCACUAAUUGAGUAUGAAGAUUAAGAUUUGAGUCAACGCGGUGUAAGUCUUAAUGGUAUACCGUAUCUAUCGAAUGAUGUGAGGCCCGGAUGUAACCCCGGGUGUGAAUAACAUCACACUGAACCAAGUAGCAUGAAUAACGAUCCCCAGGUUGUGGCUUGAAGUUAGUUUGUUUUCUGUUUCAGGCGGAAACGCAGCUACGUAAUACCCAUUGCCGUAUCCAUAACUCUUGAGAACUUGAUGUUUUAGUGGCGCACACGACCCAGACUUCUGCAAUGCGAAGCGGCCCACCAGGCAAAGCGGCAGG
Messenger RNA from Truncatella angustata, 1082 nucleotides. RefSeq lists its product as uncharacterized. Lineage: Eukaryota; Fungi; Ascomycota; Sordariomycetes; Amphisphaeriales; Sporocadaceae. The record is from RefSeq and is a predicted model, not a curated record. The annotation marks the transcript as partial. The transcript has a single exon.